GGAAACUGCCAGAACAAGUGCAAGUUUACAGACUGGAAGUGCUAAAUCUUACUCACAACAACCUACAUGGCACAGUUCCGAAAAGUAUAACUGAUCUAACGAGGAUACAUACCUUUGAUUUGUCUGAUAAUGAGCUAUCUGGAGAUGUGGAAAGUGUGGUUCAUCUGAGGUCCAUGACAGCAGUCCGCCUCUGCUCUAACAAAUUCUCUGGGAAGGUGGGAUAUGAGAUUGUGAAUGAGUUCUUUCAAGAGAAUUGCUUUGACUCUUUCAAUCUAUGUUCUGAUAACCGGAUCGAGGGUCUACCAAGUUGCACUCCAAGCUUGUGCUCUGGUAAUCAAAUUCGGGAAUAUCUGCAAUGUCCAUCAAAGAGCCAAUUUGCAAUAAUGAUAGCAAUGGUAGUUUGUUGUGUGGUUGUAGGAUUUGCAAUACUUUACUACUUGGUAAGAAAAUGUUGGCCUAAGAAAGGGUACGAAUGGGAGACGAAUGAAGAAGACGAAUGGAAGAUGAUUAUAUUUGAUAGGCUGAAGUUCAAUAAAACAGAAAUAUUGUCAAGUUUGACAGAUGAAAAUCUCAUCGGGUAUGGGGGAGCAGGAAAAGUGUAUCGAGUGUCCAUGAACGAAGGAAGCAAUCACGUUGCUGUCGAGAGUAUUGUAAAUCCCAGAAAAUCAGACUGUGGGCUUGAGAAGGAAUUCCUGGCAGAGAUCAAGACACUGGGGACUAUAUGGCACAACAAUAUAGUAAAGCUUUUCUGCUAUCUCUCGAGCAACGACUUGAAGCUUCUCGUGUACCAAUAUGUCGAGAACAAGAGCCUUCAUCACUGGCUGCAUGGAAAAAACAGGGAAAUAUCACCAGUUGGUACUAGUUCAGUCACGAAACUGGAAUGGCCGAUGCGGCUGCAUAUUGCCAUUGGAGUGGCACAAGGACUUUCCUAUAUGCACCAUGAUUGUUCCACGACUAUCAUUCACCGGGAUAUCAAAUCGAGGAAUAUACUACUGGACUCAGAAUUCAAUGCAAAAAUAGCAGAUUUCGGACUGUCAAAAUUGCUUAGCAGGCACGGAGAUACAGAAAUAGCAUCACGUAUAGCAGGAACAUUUGGCUACAUUGCCCCCGGCAUGAAUUAUACUUACUAACCCUCAUUAUCUUUAGGACAGUUUGGUAAGACAGAUAACAUAUCUAUACAUUGACAAACUGCCCCAGUAUUCCUACAUAACAAAAGUGAACAGAAAGACUUGUAGCUUCGGAGUGGUUUUACUCGAACUGACUACAAGAAGAGAGGCUGUUACUUAUGGAGAUCAUAUGAACCUAGCACAAAGGGCACACCUACAGUCAAGAGAUACAAACGCCAUUAUUGAAGCACUGGAUGAUGAGAUCAAGGACUCCACCUACUUGAACCAAAUCAUAACUGUUUUUCGUCUAGGGUUGUUUUGUACACUGCUAAGUCACCUUCAAAUAGGCCAUCCAUGAAGGAUUGCCAGCAUAUUCUACAAUCUACAUAAUUGCAAAA
This is a messenger RNA of Salvia splendens (bonfire salvia), 1504 nucleotides long. Its product is annotated as leucine-rich repeat receptor-like kinase protein HAR1. Gene Ontology annotation, molecular function: ATP binding; protein kinase activity. NCBI's taxonomy places the organism in Eukaryota, Viridiplantae, Streptophyta, Magnoliopsida, Lamiales, Lamiaceae. Gene Ontology annotation, biological process: protein phosphorylation. The coding region runs from base 174 to 1130 and encodes 318 amino acids. The record is from RefSeq and is a predicted model, not a curated record. The transcript is spliced from 2 exons.